This is a messenger RNA of Mesorhabditis belari, 1515 nucleotides long. Lineage: Eukaryota; Metazoa; Nematoda; Chromadorea; Rhabditida; Rhabditidae. The record is from the annotation of a GenBank genome assembly.
AUGCGGUUGACUAGCUUCCUUCUCUUCUUUGUCGUCAAAGCUUUCGCUCUUCCCGGGAACCGCUGGGGAAAGCUGACGGCAGCUCAAGUUGAAGAGUUUAAAGAGUCGCUUGGUCGCACUGAUGCCGACAAAUUUCACGAUGCUCUGUUGAGAGCCCGAGAAACAGCUCGAUUUGCCUCAUCAGCUCAAUCAGAUGUUCAAAUUAAAGAAUUCAACGAGGCUGUAAAGGUAAUCUCGACAAAAACAUUAUCGAAAAAGAGCGGCGGUGGUGUGUCAAAGGUCAACAUCAACAGUGGAAUAGCAGAGCAGCUGUACAAAGGCGAUAUGAUUCUCACAAAUGAACAAAUUGAUAUCCUUCUUCCGUCAGAUGACUCAAAUGCGACAGGACGAAAGAAACGUCAAGCACAAGCGCCAGCUCUUUUAUGGGAAAAUGAUGGAACGACAAAGGUUUACUACGAGUUUGCUCCGUCGCUUACCCCUGCUGCAAAAGCGGCCGCUCAAGCUGGCAUCAAUUUUUGGCACAAAUCAACUUGCAUUGAUUUUGUUCAAUCAACCACUGCAACAAAUCGAAUCAAGUUCUUCCGAGGAAGCGGCUGUUUUUCGAAUGUGGGAAUGACUGGUGGUGUGCAAACGCUUUCACUUGGAGAUGGUUGUGAAACGAUCGGUCAUUCGACUCACGAGAUCGGACACGCGCUCGGUUUCUGGCAUACGCAGUCACGAUGGGAUCGUGACACUUAUCUGAAUGUGUAUUUUGCGAAAAUUCCCGCCGAAUGGAGAGAUCAAUUCACAAAAGAGACGAAAACAACCAAUGCCAACUAUGGAAUGCCUCAUGAUUAUGGCAGUGUGAUGCACUAUGAUGGAAAUGAGCUUUCACCAAAUGGACAAACCUACAUGGUUACUAAGGCCACUUCAUAUCAAGACAAUAUGGGCUCCUAUAUUGUUGGUUUUUACGAUGUAGCUAUGAUGAACACUCAUUAUAAAUGCACCGCUAAAUGCACAACAGGAGCCACUUGUCUGAAUGGAGGAAUCCGGAACUCGCGAGCUUGUAACACGUGUCUUUGCCCAGCUGGAUGGAGUGGCGCCACGUGUAACACAAGGCCAACCGGUUGCGGCUCAUCGUUGACUGCUAAAGCAGCCGUUCAAUCAAUUACUAUUGGUGCUGGAACUGCUGGAGUAAAUCUUGUCGACUUCACCACAUGCAAUUACCUGAUAACGGGCCCAGUGGGGAAAAAGCUCGAAAUUGUGAUUGCGACAAUGAAUGGUUAUGAGUGUUUGAAUGGAUGUUUCGACAAUGGAAUUGAAAUCAAAUCAAUUGCUGACCAUCGUUACACGGGAAUUCGGAAAUGUUGUUCGGAGGAUGCGGGCACGAAAAUCGUCUCCCAAAAGCACAUUGUUCCAAUCAUCGCCUUCACACGAUUCAAUCGACAAACGGCUCGCAUCACGUAUCGUUGGGUUGAAUCGACUGUUGCUUCGACAGCAACGACAGCGCAGAUUCCAGCCACAAAACCAAGCUAU